This is a messenger RNA of Microdochium trichocladiopsis, 528 nucleotides long. RefSeq lists its product as uncharacterized. The transcript is spliced from 3 exons. Lineage: Eukaryota; Fungi; Ascomycota; Sordariomycetes; Xylariales; Microdochiaceae. The coding region runs from base 1 to 528 and encodes 175 amino acids. The record is from RefSeq and is a predicted model, not a curated record.
AUGAAAUUCCUUAUCGCGUUCCUCGUCUCAGUAGUAGCCUUCGCCUCAGCUGCUGUUAUCGACCCGGAGAUCUCGCUCUUGAGGCGUGAGCUUGAGGACGCCGCCGCCACUGUCGAUGCCGACGUCGAUAUCGCCGACCACGCGCUUCCUGAUGGCAGCAAGAAGUUCGAUAUUACUAUUGAUGGCGUCUAUGAGGGCUCUGUGAUUGAAUCCCAGAACGGCACAGUUCAGAUAUUUGAUGUCGACGGAAACGAGAUUGACGCCGAUGACCUCGAUGAAGUCGAUGAGACCAUUUCGGAGGAUGGCACUGUUGUGAAGCGUAAUCUCUUCAAGUUCCUUCGCGCCUUGGCUGGACCCAUCAGGAAGUAUGGCUCUAAGUUCCUGAAAUAUGGCAAGUGUGUGGGAUACAGAACCAUGAUUGAGUGCGCCGAGCACGUCGGAGACUGUGCUAGGCAGGGAAUCCUGCCUUGGUAUUGUCUCCCUCUUCAGUGGUGCGCUGGUGUGCGGGCUAAGAAUUGCCGAUGGUAA